UUUCACCUUAGCGCCCGCGGGCUCUCCCUGGUCCGGUGCCGAGCCCCGCGUCUCCGAGGGGGGACUGCCCGCGCCUUAGAGCAGCGAAGGGAGCCCUGCCUAGCCGCUGUGGCUAUAGCACCCGGGGAUAGGUCUCCACAGAACUAAGAAUAUUGAAAGCAGCCUCCCUUCCCAGGAUGGACCUGGUCAUCAGUUUUGUUUCUCUUCUAUUUGUAAUCUCUUUUGUACGCACAGCAGAAGCAGCCUCAGCAUGUCCUGAUCAGGAUCCUGAGCUGGAACCCUGGAAUGCUGGUCACGAUGAAGAUCAACACAUUGAAAUCCGCAAAGGGAGGAAGCUCCUUCUCUCUUCCUCUGCAACCGUCCACUCUAUCCACAUUACAGAUGGAGGAAAGCUGGUGAUUAAGGACAAUACACAGCCUAUAGUUUUGCGAACUCGACAUAUAUUGAUUGAAAACGGAGGAGAGCUACAUAUUGGCAGUGAGCUAUGUCCAUACCAAAGUAAUGUGGUGGUCAUCUUAUACGGGCGAGCAGAUGAAGACAUCCAGCCAGAUGCUGAGUUUGGCCAAAAAUAUAUUGGGGUCAGUCGAGGUGGAACCCUUGAGAUCCAUGGUGAGAAAAAGUUGUCCUGGACUUUUUUAAACAAGACUCUUCACCCUGGUGGAAUGGAAGAAGGUGGCUACUACUUUGAGAGAAGCUGGGGGCAUCGAGGUGUCAUUGUCCAUGUUAUUGACCCAAAGACAGGGGCAGUCAUCCAUUCAGAUCGGUUCGAUACCUACAAACUGAAAGGGGAAAGUGCCCGUCUUGUCCAGUAUUUGAGAGCAAUUGACAAUGGCAUGAUCCUGUCAGUAGCGGUGAAUGAUGAAGGGUCUAGAAACUUGGAUGACUCGGCCAGGAAAGCAAUGACCAAACUGGGCAGCAAGCAUUUCCUCCAUCUUGGGUUUAGGCAUCCUUGGAGCUUUAUUACAGUAAAAGGAAACCCUUCCUCUUCUGUUGAAGACCACAUGGAAUAUCUAGGACACAAAGGAUCAGCUGUGGCCAAAGUAUUCAAACUAUUCCAGGCUGAGAAUGGAGAGCAUUUUAAUGUGUCUUCAACCAGUGAGUGGGUUCAAGAUAUAGAAUGGACAGAGUGGUUUGAGAAGCCCAAAAAGGCAAGAUCCAAAGACACGGAGAAACUUUCUGACCUCAGAGCAGCAAACCCAGGCAAAAUCUGUAGUCAUCCCCUUGCUAUCCAGGCAGCUACGCUUUCUGGAGCCAAUUUAACAACUGAGGUUUUCUACAAAAGCGGCCACGAUUAUAGGUUUAUGUGCCAUGGUAAGGAUCAGACAGACGAAGGCUGCCAAAAUUACCGAGUGCGGUUCCUGUGUGGCAAACCUGUGAGACCAAAGCUUACUGUAACCAUCGAUACCAAUGUGAACAGCACAAUCUUGAGGCUGGCAGACGAUGCACGAUCAUGGAAGGCUGGAGAUAGACUUGUUGUUGCCAGUACGGAUUAUUCCAUGUACCAGGCGGAAGAAUUCCAAGUCUUGCCAUGCAGAGCCUGUGGGCCUAAUGAGGUCAAAGUAUCAGGGAGAGCGGCCUACCUUCACACAGGAGAAGUGAUCGACGGAGUGGACAUGAGGGCAGAAGUAGGGCUGCUAAGCCAAAACAUAGUGGUGAUGGGAGAGAUGGAGAGGCAAUGCUAUGACUAUAGCAAUGGUUUAUGCACCUUCUUUGAUUUUGACACCUUUGGCGGACACAUCAAGAUUGGUCUUGGUUUUAAAGCUGCCCAUAUUGAAGGUUUAGAAUUGAAACACAUGGGCCAGCAGAGAAUGGGACACUAUCCAAUUCACUUCCACUUGGCUGGGGAUGUGGAUGAGAAGGGAGGCUACCACCCUCCAUCCUAUGUGAAGGGCGUCUCCAUUCACCACACCUUCUCGCGCUGUGUCACAGUCCACGGCUCCAAUGGCUUGCUGAUUAAGGAUGUUGUGGGCUACAACACCCUGGGACACUGCUUCUUUACUGAGGAUGGGCCAGAGGAACGCAACACAUUUGAUCACUGCCUUGGACUGCUCGUUAAACCUAGCACUCUUCUGCCAUCUGACCGAGACAGUAAAAUGUGCAAGAUGAUUACAGAAGGGGCAUACCCAGGGUACAUCCCCAAACCCAGGCAGGAUUGCAACGCUGUAUCCACCUUCUGGAUGGCCAAUCCACAUAACAACCUUAUAAACUGUGCGGCUGCAGGAUCCGAAGAAACAGGGUUUUGGUUUGUUUUUCACCAUGUGCCUACAGGCCCCUCAGAAGGAAUGUAUUCUCCAGGCUACACUGAGCACAUUCCAAUGGGAAAAUUCUACAACAAUCGGGCACAUUCCAACUACCGAGCUGGCAUGAUCAUUGAUAAUGGAGUCAAAACCACACCAGCAUCUGCUAAGGACAAAAGACCUUUCCUGACACUGAUUUCUGGGAGAUACAGUCCGCACAAAGACGCUGACCCUUUAAAGCCUAGAGAACCUGCGAUAAUUGAGCACUUUAUUGCGUACAAGAACCAGGAUCAUGGGGCCUGGCUGAGGGGUGGAGAUGUAUGGCUGGAUGGCUGCCAGUUUGCUGACAAUGGCAUUGGCCUGACCUUGGCAAGCGGUGGAACUUUCCCACAUGACGAUGGUUCGAAGCAAGAAAUAAAGAACAGCCUGUUUGUCGGUGAGAGUAAAAACGUGGGGACAGAGACCAUAGACAACCACAUUUGGGGGCCCGGAGGCCUGGAUCACAGUGGAAGGACUCUCCCCAUAGGCCAGAAUUUUCCAAUUCGAGGGAUUCAGUUCUAUGAUGGGCCAGUCAAUGUCCAAAACUGUACAUUUCGCAAGUUUGCUGCACUGGAUGGUCGCCACACAAGUGCCCUGGCAUUCCGGCUCAACAACGCCUGGCAGAGCUGCCCCAAUAACAAUGUCACAGACGUUCUAUUUGAAGACGUUCCCAUUACCUCAAGAGUGUUCUUUGGUGAACCUGGACCCUGGUUCAAUGACCUGAAUAUGGAUGGUGAUAAAACAUCAGUUUUUCAUGAUGUAGAUGGCUCUGUGUCAGAAUAUCCCGGCUCAUACCUUAUAAAGGAAGAUAACUGGUUGAUCAAACACCCAGACUGUAUUGAUGUGCCAGACUGGAGAGGUGCCAUCUGCAGUGGGCACUAUGCACAGAUAUACAUCCAGGCCUAUAAGUCAGCCACCCUGAGAAUGAAAAUAAUCAAAAAUGACUACCACAGUCAUCCACUCUACUUGGAGGGGGCUUUAAGCAAAAGUUCUCCUUACCAGCAGUAUCAACCAGUUAUAACGCUGCAGAAAGGUUAUACCAUCCAUUGGGACAAGACCGCACCUGAGGAACUGGCUAUAUGGCUCAUCAACUUCAACAAGAAUGACUGGAUCCAGCUAGGGUUGUGUUAUCCUAAAGGGACAACAUUUUCCAUUCUCUCAGACAUCCACAAUCGUCUCUUGAAGAAAACAUACAAAACUGGGACCUUCUAUAGGACCUUGCAGAUGGACAAAUUGGAGUACAGAUAUCCUAACAAAGGAUACUAUUACUGGGAUGAGGACACUGGGCUGCUGUUUCUGAAACUCAAAGCCCAGAAUGAGAAAGAGAAAUUUGCCUUCUGCUCAGUCCAAGGCUGCGAGAGAAUAAGGAUCAAAGCUGUGAUCCCAAAGAACGCCGGAAUCAGUGACUGUGAAGCCAUGGCCUAUCCAAAAUACACAGAAACUCCAGUAGUAGAUGUGCCAAUGCCUAAGAAGCUCUCUAACUCACUACUGAAGAAUAAGGACCAUUUCCUAGAGCUGAAAGUAGAAACCUUCAAGACCAGAUACUUCCACCUCAGGGAUGACUUUGCAUACAUUGAGGUUGAUAGUAAGAAGUUUUUCCUCCCUGAUGAUGGUAUCCAAGUAGUUGUGAUUGAUGGGAAGCAUGGAAAAAUUGUUGACCGAAUAAGUUUCAAAAACUCUAUUCUACAGGGAAUCCCAACGCAGAUAGACAAUUAUGUCACCAACAUCAAAAACAAUUCUAUAGUGGUGAUGGCAUCCAAAGGCAGAUUCAUUUCAAAAGGACCUUGGACUAAAGUACUGGAAAAACUUGGAGUUGAGAAGGGUUUUAAGUUAAAAGAUAAAAUGGCUUUUGUCGGAUUCAAAGGCAGCUUUCGACCAGUUUGGGUGAAACUGAUCACCGAGGAGGAUGCAGCUAAAAUCUAUCAAGUUGUGCCAAUCCCUGUGGUGAAGAAAAUGAAAUUAUGAGGACACCAGGCUUUGCCUUCCUGCUGUUAGCACUGCCCCAAUAGAAAAGGACUACUGACUGCUCACAAUAGGCACCAUGCCACAGGUCUCCAGAGAUGUAGCAUUUCUUUGUUGCUGUACAUGAAGAAAGCUUUAUUGCAAGUGGGUAGAUGGCCACAUGUGACAAACAGCAUUCCUUGUGCUGCACAUCUUGUUUGAUCCUGCCCUACUGAUCUGCUUGCUGAUACCAGAUUUACCUUUAUUUUCUAAGCUAAUAUCUGAGGCAAAACUGUUUUCAAAUAGUGGGGGGAAGGGUGUCAGUGCCUUUUACAUGGCCUGGUCAUGUUCUGCCUCUACAUCUCUUGUGAGCCUCUCGGGUAUGAAUGUUAAAUCUAAUUGCCAUACAAGGCUCGGAAUUUUCCCAUGGGACUGAUUGCAUCCACCCUCUGCUGUUUUUGAGAGUGCAAUCAGCUGCUCGCACAAAACCAGGAAUGCAAAUUCAGAGGCUGGCUGAAAAUUUGGAUCAGAAAUCAUAAAUUAUAGUCAGUAUCUAAAAGCUGCAAAACAUGGUCAAACAAUGAGAAUUUAUUUGAAACUUUCUGCACUAUUCUGUCAAACUGCUGCAGAAUCCUGAGACUAAAUUGUACACGCUGAACCACAGGGGAGUUAUCACAUUUCAGCUGAUGGUACAUAGUGGGGAAAGAAAUGGCAUAGGAGUGAUUUAACACAUUGUGAUGCUUUGGGGUUCACCCAGACCAAGAAGGGGUUGUGUCACCACCUGCCCUGUAACCCUGGGUGCUUCUGUGCUAUGCAGCUAUGGCUCAGAACUCUGACACCAGCACCCUGCACAGAGCUCAGUGAUCUCACCCUGGCUUCCACCUGCUUGAUUACUCCUUGCCGGGGGACACCAACAGCCUCUUCUGUCCUGAGUCUACUCAAAACAGUCUCCCCUGCAGUGCUCUCCGUAGCAUUCACCAAACCUUAUCAAGUUUGCUACUCCUUUGGCGAAACCGUAUGCAGCACCAGCCUGUUAGUGUGGUGGAGGAUUUUACUCGUCCGUUUGAAACGCUGCACUGAGAUGGUGGUGUACUAAAACAAGAUUAAGUUUAUUAACAAGGAAGCGAUAUUGAAGUGAUACCACGUAGACAGAACUGGGACCGAAAUGGCUACAAACAAAAGGAAAAAUACACUUCUAAGACUAAAACCUAGCUUAAACUAGAGUCUCUUGUUCAAAGUAGUUUUCUCACCAUGGUUGUUCUUCCAGCAUGGCUGCCCAGUUCUUAGCCCCGAACCAACACAGAGCUCAAAGCACUUUGUUUCUUCAUCUCUUCAGAUGAAGGAUGCCAAAAAGACUUUUUCUCUCUGCUUAUCUCCUCAAAGUUUUAUCUUUAUUUUCAAAGUCAGGAAGCCCGCUUGAGGGCUCAGCUUGCUGUGUCCAUGUUCAGGAGCUGAGACCAUGUUCAUUUUUGCAGUCUCCUCCUCCUGUCAUGAUAGUUACGUAGCUAUUUCCUCAACUCACUAGUUUGAUGGCUUUGUUUACCUUUUUUGUAAAUGUACUUCCAUUGUCUCUCUUGGCUCAAUUGACAUUGGAGACACAUUUGUGCAGGCGGGACUAUGUUCCUUUGUCAAGGGUGGGGUGACUUAUGCCCUCCCUGCCAAGCAUGUUUUAAGAACAUAUUUCCAGCACACAUUUGUACGUUUUCAUACAUCAUGCAUCCAUGCACCAGCAAUAAUAUUAAUGACCAACUUGUUACCAGUUUGCCUAUAUCAUCUUACAUGGCACCUUUUAGAUACAGUAAAUUGGGGUACACUGAGCUGGUUAGGCCAGUGGAGGCUCACUACUAGAAACCAGGGCACCCCUUGUCCUCUGGCGUUGGGGUGCUCUUAGGGUCACAUGUGCAAACCAAAUAUGGUCAUAAUGGAACAUGCCAUUUCUGAUCAAUCCCAUAACCAACAACUGGCAUUCCCAUGGUUAUGCUUUUAAAUAGCUGUUGUCAUGAUUCUGUGUUUUUUCCCAGGCAAGCAGCCACAGACUGGUGGAAAAGACCUGACAGCCAAGCACUACACACUUACUCAGACUUUCCCACACAUUCCUUCAAAUAUAAAUCUUCAGAGCCAGCCCAAUGUGCCUACAUGACAUGCUACCGAGAGGAUCCACACUUGGGUCUCUCGCUCCCAGGCAGGGAAUGCUGGGGAGUCAUUUUACUCCAUCCCUAAUCAAGGGUGAGGAUUCAAUUGUGCUUCCCAGAAGACACCCCUCCUCCCCAGAUAAUGUAAUCUUGCACAUUUUAUGCCCCCUUUCCUUCAAAACAUAACGUUCUAAGUUUUAAAAAAUGGAUGAUGAGCAAAGCUGAGCGUACACCAGAGCUGCUUGCCAGCACACUUCAUUAAGCUGGGAAAUUUUAUCUUAACCUUAUAAAAACACUGCAUAUUGUUCAAAAUUGCACAUGAUGAAUUGCUGUGUGUUUCCCAAAGAUGUCAUGCAGGUGUCUCAAGUGGCUUCUGUUGUUCGGGUAACUUUCUGAAAAAAAAGUGGCUUCUUGAAGUAGGCAAAUUGUCCAUAUGCCAGAGCAGCUAUGUUUCCCUCCCCUCCACUACCCCCCCGGAAAACCAUUGUUGGUUUCUUUUUAAAUCGGUCGUCGUCUUUUUUCCGAGUGUCUCUUUUUUUCACUGUAUCUGAAGUGUCAGCUCUGGAUUGGAAUGAAGCAGCCAUGAAUCUGUGUGUCAUUGCGCAUGCUGUCACUGUGCAGCUGUUGAAUUCCACAAGACCUUUCUGGCACUGUUUUCAGACCAGGUUGCUGUGUGAGUCAGUUAUGAGUGAUGUUCAGGCUCUACUGUAGGUAUGUGCCUCUCCAGCCCUUCCUGGGUUUUAAAACUGGAAUUGCUUUUCUCUAUAUUGUUUUUAUAUACUGUUUUCCAUUAGCGGAAUUUCAAGUGUUGCAUUUUUUAAAAGGAUCCAGGGUUAUUUUCCUUUUCCCUGGCUUCUUUACAGUCUAUUAAUGAAGGAUUUCUCGUUCAAGCAAAGGAAUGUCCUCUCUAAACCAUUCGUGCCAUUUGGGCCAAUUCCACUGGAUGCAAUGUGAAAGGGCAUAGCUCUCAAGCAAUAUACAUUUCUCUGCCAAUGUCUUAUGAUGAUUUGGGUCCUUUCCACCCCCAGAUCACAACUAUUCCUUAAAAAAAGAUUAGUCUCACUUACAGUUCAACCUCGAUUAUACAAAUCUCAUUUAUCUGAAACUCCCUGUUAGCCAAAACAGGAUCCUAUCCCUUAGGUCUAGUAAUUACAUUUAAAAAUCCUUGAUUAGUCAGAACCCUGGCUAUCUGAAUGGAUUCAGUGUCCUCCACAACAUUCCUGUAAUCGAGGCUGUACUGUAGGUACAACUGCAUCUAUUGCUCUGUAUUAGCAGAUCAUACGUACGAUAUAAUGAAUGAAAAAUACUAGAAAUGGGCCAAGACCAGAAAAAAAAUUUCUGAAGGUUUUAGGAGAGGAACCAGGAUCAAAACACCUCUGGGUUUGGAUUUAGUUUUCCAAAAACAUCCUGUUUUUGCCCUUUGAUAUUCUAGCCGACUAGGUCUUUAUAUUGGAGGAGCUAAGCACCUGUAGACUCAGUACAAUCAAACCCAAUGGAGCAGGAGUCGAGUACUUUGUUUAACUAAUACAAAAAGGCAAGUUGCAUUUGUACUGAAGUGUAGCUUCUAAUUUUCAAAAUUUUUGGAAUUCUCAGGGUGAAAUCAUAAGACUUGGCUCUAGGAAAUAUGCUUGUUUUUUAAAUCACAUCUUAUCCAGGAAAAAAAAAGUCCAUUUUGUUCUGUCAUGCAAGGAUAGUCACAUGAGCCUAUUCUGGGGGAAGGGGAGGGGUCUUACUCUGUAAAUACUUAGGAUAGGAUCACUGCAACUUGUUAAGCCUAGACAGAGAACAUGGCAUGGCGUAAUAGGCCAGAUUCUCUCCUGAAAUGCAAGCAGCUCCCAUUGACUCAAUGGGAGUUAAGUGCAUGGAACUGAUGGUAGAAUUUGGCCUAAUAUCACCAACCAAUAGUUCUGAUAUAUCAUUUUUUAAAUAUUUGUGGAUUCUAGAAGUUGUACAUGUGCUCCUCUGCAAGUAGUGAGUUGACUGACUCCUUGUAGCUUGUACAUUCUUUAAACUGUCCAUUCACAAACUGCAAAUAUCCUGUCUAUAAGGUUUAAUUGCUGCAAAUAUUUUUACAUUAGCCUACAUAUACAGUUGUCAUCCUUAGGGCAAUUUUGGGGUGGGGGUGCAUCAGUUCAAAUGCUUGUUUUACCUGUUGCCGAAAUAGCUGGUCCUUUUUCGGAAUUAGAUGUAUAGUGUUUUGUACAUUUUCCUAUAGACUUCAAAAUGAAAAAGAUAUAUUUUCUAUUUAUUUAUUACAAAGGCACUAUGAGAACUAAAUUUGCAGAGAUUUGAAGACCUGUAACUGGAUUUUAGCAUUGUCCAAGCUGUUAAGGAGGUUGGAAAUAUGUCUUUUCAGAUAAUCUGCUUUGCACUUGAAAGUUAUGUCCACAGAAUGUGGCAAUGCAUUGACUGUCUAGUUUAUGCUGACAGAAGCUUUUGGAAGAUUCAUUCCAAAAGUUUUUGCUUACAACAGAAUUAAUAUGUAGUAGUUUGGAAUACAAAAAGGUUUAUCAGAAUAAAUAUUCAAUGCCAAAUUA
Chelonia mydas (Green sea turtle) is the source of this 8886-nucleotide messenger RNA. It is a transcript of the gene CEMIP, whose product is annotated as cell migration inducing hyaluronidase 1. NCBI's taxonomy places the organism in Eukaryota, Metazoa, Chordata, Testudines, Cheloniidae. The coding region runs from base 177 to 4241 and encodes 1354 amino acids. The record is from RefSeq and is a predicted model, not a curated record. The transcript is spliced from 29 exons.